AUGAAGGCAUCUACAGUACUCAGCAUAGCUUUUCUCGCCGUUACAAGCGCGGCGACCACCAUCCCUAGCACUGGAACCACGUCGUUAAGAAAAGAAGCAGCAAAGAAAGAUAUCCUCAUCGGUUCCGGUGCGAUCAACCCAACAUAUCUGAAUGACCCCCAAUUCGCGGCCGUCCUCUCAAAGCAAUUCAACAGCCUCUCCCCCGAAAAUGAAAUGAAGUGGUCAAUUCUCGAACCAACUCAAGGGAACUACAAUUGGGAAACACUCGAUCAACUCGUACAUUUCGCCGAGGAUAAUAAAAUGGCUGUCAAAGGACACGGACUGAUAUCCAGCUGCUGCAACCCGGAUUUCCUAUUGAACAUUACAAAUCCAACAGACUUUCGCGCCGCUAUGACUACCCACUUCCAAGCAAUCAUGCAUCGUUACAAAGACAAGAUGAAUCGAUGGGAUGUUGUAACGGAAGCAAUCCAAACCAUGGGCGGGGGAUUAAACAAUAACGAUUUCCUCAAAGUGCUCGGGCCAGAAUAUAUCGAAGACGCCUUUCGCAUUGCGCGAGCAGCAGAUUCAUGUGCCAAACUAUUCCUUAACGAGAAUCUCGUGGAGUCUCUCCCUGGUAAACGUCAGGAACUCUAUACUCUCGUCUCGGGACUCGUGGAUAAAGGUGUACCCAUCGACGGCAUCGCAUUACAAAUGCACAUCACAGCAGUUGCUCCAACUCCAGGCGUCAUCACCGAAAUCGUCCGAUCUUAUAAGGCGCUUGGAUUGGAGGUGGCUAUCGCGGAAAUGGACGUUCAUACUUUGAAUUCUACACUUGAGAUGGAGAUUUAUGGUGCUGUUGUUGGUGAGGCCCUUGAUGCUGGGAUUACUGAUAUUAGUUUUUGGGGUUUCACGGAUAAGCAUGCUUAUACUUGGAUACCGGGCGCUAAACCUUUGAUGUUUGAUGAGGAGUAUAGGCCCAAGGGCGCGUUCUUUGCUACUCAUGCGGCGCUCUCCGAGUUUGUGGCAAAGUGGAAAUGA
Messenger RNA from Ramularia collo-cygni, 1017 nucleotides. RefSeq names its product related to endo-1,4-beta-xylanase. Gene Ontology annotation, molecular function: hydrolase activity, hydrolyzing O-glycosyl compounds. Bases 1 to 1017 code for a protein of 338 amino acids. The transcript has a single exon. The record is from RefSeq and is a predicted model, not a curated record. Gene Ontology annotation, biological process: carbohydrate metabolic process. NCBI's taxonomy places the organism in Eukaryota, Fungi, Ascomycota, Dothideomycetes, Mycosphaerellales, Mycosphaerellaceae.